Messenger RNA from Hermetia illucens (black soldier fly), 1554 nucleotides. RefSeq lists its product as uncharacterized. NCBI's taxonomy places the organism in Eukaryota, Metazoa, Arthropoda, Insecta, Diptera, Stratiomyidae. Gene Ontology annotation, cellular component: membrane. The coding region runs from base 360 to 1325 and encodes 321 amino acids. The record is from RefSeq and is a predicted model, not a curated record. The transcript is spliced from 2 exons.
UAGUUUCUACUUCGAGCUUGGUAUGUGGAUAUGACAAGUUGUGUUUAACAAACGCCCAAAAUUAAAAGUCAUAUGAUGAUCCGUUCAUUAAAAUAAAUUUAAUUUAAUUAAAUUAAUAUUUAUUUAUUAUUUAUCGUUAAGUGAAAUAGGAGCUCCGUUAGCCGCAUUGUUGAUAAUUCCCAUUAAUAAAAGACUUGUCUCUAAAGUAAGAUAAGUGUCCAACAAAAUACGCAGCUUAUGGUCAAUUUAAGCUGACCUGUGGAAAGAAACCGAAUCCCGGAUCAACCAGCGUCAACACCCCCACCUAUCGUCUCAGAAGCAAUCGAAUUUCGCCGGAGUGGAACCAUCAAAACGCGGUUAUGAAAAUGAAUCAUCCUGGCGGCGAUUGCAACUAUGGCGAGAAUGGUCCCUUCCGUUCGGAAAUUCUGCGGAAGGUUAUCGUGCGGCUCCGUCCUCAUGACAUUCCUAGGAUGCCUGCGAGUGAUUCUAAGGAAUUUACUCUCUACUACGCGCUUGUCACGAUAUUCUCAAUAAUAAGCUUGAACAUACUCGGUGCCAUGACUCUGAUGGCUUGCUAUCUGACACUGCUCAAUUGGAAUGAGAUGAAAGUGUCCGCAUCCUUUGAGGUACUCUACGCGUCCACCGGACUAAUAUCUGUAUUUCUCAUAAAGAUUUGCCAGUGUUUUGUCAGCUUCUAUGCAGGUAUGGAAAAACGAAAAGAGCAGAAUCGUUUGACUGCUGUGAACAACUUCAUGUAUGUUCCCUGUAUUCUGAUCCUCUGGCUCGGCCUGAGCUGUACGCAGGUAUACCAGAAUAAGGUUUUAUCCUUGAUGUCCCUAAAGCAUGGACCAGAUGAUAAAAACUCUUUCGUUUGGCGACAUCUGGCGUUCAAGCAUCCCCCGUUUGAAACACUGCAGUCCUACAUGGUCGACGAAUCUAUGGAGAAAGCUUGGGACAGUGUCCAGAUGAAAUUUAGAUGUUGCGGCUCCUACGGACUUCAAGACUACAUCGAUUUGAAUAUGCGGCCACCAAAAUCUUGCUAUACAUCAUCAAAACCAAAAAGUUGUGAGCGCGGCUGUUUGCCUAUCGUCAAUGUCAUUCUCUAUGACCUGGCAAGCCAGAUCCACAGCGUUAUCCUGUGGCUUUUAAUACCAAUCGAAGGACUAUUGGCAAUGUUCACCAUAUUGGCGUUCUUUACUAAAAUGAACCAGAUCCAUCAGAACAUAUUGGAAGUUAAUGGAAGCGGUAGCGGUGGUGAUAACUCCGACACAGUCAAUGUCUAUGCAACUUACGACGUUCCCGUGACUUCAAUACCAAGAACCUAGCAGUGAUUUAGAUGGGCGAGAGAAAGGGUGCGGGUGGCAAAAAGUGAACUUUUAAUUCAGUACGAAUGCCCCUUUUUCGAACUCAUCGCUGACGAAAUUCCAAGAGUUGUUGUAGAAAUUCAUUCAUCACCCAUGAUUUGUGUUUUGUCCUGGAUCUUGUUUUGUCAAACUGUCUUUGUCGAUUUUGAUUUAAUAUAAAUGAAUAAAUUUUAGAAAAAUAUAAAGCAGA